UGUCUCCAGGAAGCCAGCAUGGAUUUUCUGCACCAGAUGAAUCUUACCGAUUUCACAAUCUCCGAACUGUUCAACGUUAAAGGUGUCGAGGAACACAUCGAUGCCUACCCUUUAAUGGCCUCGCCCGUACCGAGCUCCAUCGUGAUUGCCAUAUACCUUUACUUCAUCUACAAAUAUGGACCAAGCUACAUGGAGUACCGGAAACCCUACAACCUGCGCUGGAUCAUUGCGGCUUACAACAUCUUUCAGGUGUUUGCAUGCGGGUAUCUUGUCCUUAAUUACAUUAAGGUAGGGUUCGAAUUUAACUUCAUCGGACGCUGCACACCGAAGCUUCCGGUCACCGAGUACGAGCAUGGGCUAGAUGCGGUCUACUACGGAUGGCUCGCGAUGUGCCUGCGAAUGGUAGAAUUCAUCGAAACGGUAUUCUUCGUGCUGCGCAAGAAACAGAAUCAGGUUUCUACGCUCCACGUUUACCAUCACAUCAGCACCUUCCUGAUCGUUUGGUGGAGUCUGAAGCUAAGUUUAUCCUACCAGGAGAUGUCCAUCAUGGUACUCAACUCGAUCGUGCACAUGAUCAUGUACUCGUACUACUUUUUGUCAUCGUUUAAACCCUGCCAACCGUUUACCAACCGUGUCAAGCCGGUCAUUACCAUCAUCCAGCUAGCACAGCUUGUGACCAUGCUGGUGCACGUGUAUGCCGCCCUCCAACCAACGUGCGCUGCGAACAAAACCAUCUACACACUGCACGCAAUUAAUCUGGUCAUCCUGAUCAGUCUGUUUACCAACUUCUACAUCCAGACGUACGUGCGAAAGGCACGAAAGCUGAAGCAGAAGUAGAGUUAUUCGUAAUUGGUUUUAG
Molecule: messenger RNA, 859 nt
Organism: Anopheles maculipalpis
Lineage: Eukaryota; Metazoa; Arthropoda; Insecta; Diptera; Culicidae
Product: elongation of very long chain fatty acids protein 1-like
Exons: 5
Coding region: 19-837 (272 amino acids)
Biological process (GO): fatty acid elongation, saturated fatty acid; fatty acid elongation, polyunsaturated fatty acid; sphingolipid biosynthetic process
Cellular component (GO): endoplasmic reticulum membrane
Molecular function (GO): fatty acid elongase activity
Source: RefSeq, a predicted model, not a curated record